Molecule: messenger RNA, 414 nt
Organism: Penicillium antarcticum
Lineage: Eukaryota; Fungi; Ascomycota; Eurotiomycetes; Eurotiales; Aspergillaceae
Product: DUF3237 domain-containing protein
Exons: 4
Coding region: 1-414 (137 amino acids)
Source: RefSeq, a predicted model, not a curated record
AUGUCUACCUCUGCUGGACCCCAUGGAAUUCGGAAGUCAAUUCCCAUCGUCGGUGGAAACUUCAGCGGCCCUCAUCUUUCCGGCAAGAUUCUCGAUGUCGGUGCUGAUUGGGGCCUCGUUGAUCCCCAAACCAAUAUCUUUUCUGCGGAUACUCGGUAUAACUUUCGUACCGAUGAUGGGGCCGAUAUCUUCCUCCAGACUGCUGGUCCUAAGGCCCCUGAUGAUCAUUUGCACUUGCGUCUUAUCUUUGAGACUGGAAGUCCAAAGUAUUAUUGGUUGAACAGUGUGGUGGCUAUUGGCAUUCUGACAUCGAAUCAGACAACCAACAAAAACAUUAGCUUGCUGCGGAUUGAUGCUUGGAAUUUUGCGUCCGAUUGGAACGCGACUCAGUUCGGGAACACCACAUCUGCAUGA